CCCCCAGAUCCCUACCCUACGCUUUCUCGUUACUCACAAACUCCGGCGAUGGCCGAUCAAGUUCCUCCGGAGCCUUCUUCGCCGUCGCCAUCGCUGCCGACGCAGGGGGAGAAGCUGGGAAUGCCCCCGGCGGAUCCAAUGCUGAAGCCGUCGCCACCUUCCGCAUCCUUCGUUAUCCAGCUCCCCAAAGACCAGAUCUACCGGAUCCCACCACCGGAAAAUGCAUACCGCUUCAAUUUUUAUACUCGCCAAGCAGCCAAACGCCAACGUGGCUCCUGCAGCCGCUGCCUCUUCUUUUUGUUUAUCGUCCUCUCCCUCCUUUUCAUCUUUCUCGCCGCCGCACUCGGUAUCGUCUACCUCAUCUUCCUCCCAAAACUCCCCUCUUUCUCCAUCGAUUCCCUCUCCAUCCACAACAUCAACCUUUCCUCCUCCGCUUCCGCCUCGCCGAAGGUCGACCUCACCAUCCGAUCCGCAAAUACGAACAAGAAGAUCGGGAUUUACUACCCCGACGGCGGAUCUAUCGUCAUCGAUUACUCCGGCGAGGUUUUAAGCCGAGGUGCAUGGCCGUCUUUUUACCAGGGUAAACGGAAUUUGACGGUCGUACAAACGGCGUUAAGGGGCUCUGGUAUCCGUUUCGCUGAUGAUCUGAGAGGCAGCCUGACGGCGGCCGUGAAACGCCGUGAAGUACCGUUAGGGAUCAACGCGGAGUUGCCCAUGAGGAUGAGGUUUGGUGCCGUUAAGAUCUGGACGAUUACCGUUAAGCUACAAUGUGAUGUAACGGUGAAUAAACUGACGGCAGAUGCCCGGAUUUUGAACGAGUUAUGCAGGGCCAAAGUCGACGUGCUUUGACGGAACGUUAAUUGGCGUGGAAUUGUUUAUUUAUUCUUUCCUUGGCAUAUAAUCUUGGACAGAUUCGCCAUUGGGCGAUAUAAAUUAGCAGAUAUAGAAUACGAGGGUUAUUUUUGGUAUAUAAGUAUUUAUUUUUGAGAAUAUAUAUUAUAAAAAAUAAUUGUCAAAAUUAUAUCUUUACCCUCCAUUAGAAUUUUCUCUUCCCAUGUAAUUAAUUUUUUUAGUACAUUAUCAAAAUGCAUAAAGGAUUCAUAUCAAAAUUAUUUCCGCUUAGGAGAAA
This is a messenger RNA of Dendrobium catenatum, 1129 nucleotides long. RefSeq names its product NDR1/HIN1-like protein 13. The record is from RefSeq and is a predicted model, not a curated record. NCBI's taxonomy places the organism in Eukaryota, Viridiplantae, Streptophyta, Magnoliopsida, Asparagales, Orchidaceae. Gene Ontology annotation, cellular component: plasma membrane. Bases 49 to 849 code for a protein of 266 amino acids. The transcript has a single exon.